CUAGCUUGACUAAAAGAUAAUGGCUAAUAGCUUAGCUAGUUUAAUAAACCAACAACAGAGCAUUAUAUAAAAAUGGGCAACGUUAACGUUAACAUUUAAACAGUACAACACCGCGGGACAUCAUUUUCUGUGGAAAAGGCUAAAUAUCUUAGCUAGUCCAUUCAAUGCCGCAUGCUUGAUGUAAUGUUACGUUGCUGAACAGAUAUGUUUCAUAAUAACAAUAUUCUACAUUUAAUCCGUUUAACAGUGUCAAAGACAGCUAUGAUGUGACGUUUAUGAUACAGUAGAUACCUCUGGCAAAUUCGGCAUGCAUGUGAUCCACCAGCAAUCCAUAUUUUAACCAUAAAUCAAUCUUUAUUAUAUGAAUGCCUCUUGUUGUCAAAGCUAGCUAACUUGAUGCCCCGCGGGGGGCGGUAGUAAAAUAAUUGCAAACAUACAGAUUAAACGCAAACAACUACUGCGAGACGCAGCAAAUGUACACCGAAUUUACAGUAAGAUGUUCACGUUUCAUUAACGUUUCACAGCCAUGAUUGAUGAAGUGUUUUUCGUUUUCACACAGGCAUGCCGCCUUGACUUUGCUAGAUUUUAAAUGGAGUUUGGCAUGCCGCAUGCACACACCAAAUCUGAGCCAAUUACAAGCAUGUGUACUUGUAAUCCUGGAUUACCAAGCACAUAAAGCUUACUGCAGUUGUAGACCAGGCGUUAUAAGGAGUAGAACAUCGGUAUCUAAGACGUGGUGAAAUUAAUAGCUGCUACUAUUACAAUGGGCAUUUACAGACCAGCAUUUAUCUUCAUGUUAGAUAUUUUCAUGCUGAUUAUUCAUCUUCAGUUCGCCUCAUCCAGGGAUUUAUUCACGUUUCUAAGAAUGGGGAAUUUUACAUCUUCUACAUCCCUGUCCAGCACAUCUUGUGCACAGUAUGUUCAGGAGGUGGUGUCACAGAACUGUGUGGUGAUAUUUUCCAAGACCACCUGUCCUUAUUGCAAAAUGGCCAAGAACGUGUUCAAUGAAAUUGGCGCAACCUACAAAGUGAUUGAGUUGGAUGAGCACAAUGAUGGGAGAAGACUGCAAGAGGCCUUAGCUCAGAUGACCGGUGCCAGAACAGUCCCGAGAGUCUUCAUUAACGGAAACUGCAUUGGGGGCGGCUCGGAUACCAAACAGCUCCAUCAGCAGGGAAAGUUGCUGCCCCUGAUUGAACAGUGUGCUCCCUGCUGUGCUGCGACCAGCGCCGAGGGCUCGGGCAGCGGACAGUUCGAGUCGGCUAAAUGACUAACCGUUCUUGUAGUGUUUUUUAAUCCUGUAUUUAUUAAGUGUUUGCUCAAUCUCGUACUACAAGUUGUACAUUGUUUGAGCACAACUGUGUUAUUUAUUUAUCAAAGUGCUUUGGAUACUUGAUGUUUGGCUCCAUACAUUUUCCUGUAUUGUACGUUGUACAGUGUUAUUAUUAUUAAAGCUGCCAUCUUUUAAACAAAAAA
Messenger RNA from Plectropomus leopardus (leopard coralgrouper), 1473 nucleotides. RefSeq names its product glutaredoxin 2 (gene glrx2). Gene Ontology annotation, cellular component: mitochondrion. Gene Ontology annotation, molecular function: protein-disulfide reductase activity. The record is from RefSeq and is a predicted model, not a curated record. NCBI's taxonomy places the organism in Eukaryota, Metazoa, Chordata, Actinopteri, Perciformes, Serranidae.